AUGCUUCUGUUGUGCAUUUAUGUUUUGCUGUGUCCGAAUGUUACGAAUAUCUGGAGACUCUUGGGUCAUGCGACGCGAAUGGGCUUAGAUGUGAUUGAGGUUCAUGGAUCUGGUAAAGCAAAUUUCGCCAAUACUGCCUCGCCGAUCUAUCCAGAGGAAGAGCAAAAUCAAACAAACAGCUCAUUACGCUAUUAUGGCGAGCUGCAACAGGGCGAGACUUUGCUUCUUGCAAAAUUGACUGCUGAUCAUCAAGAUCCACCCCUCGAUUCUUUACAAGAGAGUUCAGUCGGGAGGCAGAUUCUUCGUGCUGCUUGCGGUCUAUACCAGAUCUCUAACUCACCUGUAAAAGCGUCAUUAGCGUGUGUGCCUCGUUCCGUGUUUCCGAUGACCUGGACCUGCGCGCAUGGGAUUUUUAAUUCCAUGGAUGUGGUAUUGCAGGAUAGUUCAGAAGACAGUGCUACCUACGAGGAGGUGUCGGUUUGGAUGCAAAAGAGCGUUGAAAUGCUGAAGUUUGUAGAUGAUGGCAUGCAAUUGAGAACUGCUUGGCUUGUGGGCUACCUACAAACCAUAUUCCGCUCCAAGUAUUCAACAGCAUGA
Penicillium angulare is the source of this 597-nucleotide messenger RNA. RefSeq names its product transcription factor domain-containing protein. The record is from RefSeq and is a predicted model, not a curated record. The transcript is spliced from 2 exons. Lineage: Eukaryota; Fungi; Ascomycota; Eurotiomycetes; Eurotiales; Aspergillaceae. Bases 1 to 597 code for a protein of 198 amino acids.